AUGCCAUCACCCGCAACUCCUCCAUGUGCUCAUCUUGCCCUCCCCAAUUGUCCUACUUCUCCCUCCAAGGCAUCCUUCUCUUACAGGAUCAUGGUGGGCAAUGAGAUCUCGGACAACACGCUGAAAGCGUGCACCGAGCUAUUCAGCUCUAACUAUGGUAUAUGGGGUGAACAAGCAGCUAUGAUUUCAAAGCAUACUGUAGCUGGCAAAAACAUCAAGAUGACCAGAGCAAGACUUCGAACGCGAUGUGGCUCUCACCCGAAGAAUACUGUUCUAGUGAUGUGCUACCUCCAGGUUGACCCAUUCGAGAGUCCUCAACUCUAUGGUCAUGCAUUCGCUACCGUGUGGGACUAUGGCGAAAAUAAAGGCAGCAGGCUCUCACAAUUUCUCGCAAAGCUUGCCCUUGUUGUCGAUGAACAAGUUCACCAGUGUUACAUCGCAACUCAACUUUUGCAAGCCCUCAAAUUUCAUGUGCUGUUCUCCCGUAUCAAUAUAAUUGGCCUAGUGUCAUCUCACUCUACUGCUUGCAAUGCUUUGGUGAAGUAUGCUUCUGCUGAUAUCAAAGACAUUGAUUUGGACUUCAUUCGUGGACACACCAGGGGGAUUCUGAAUGCCUCCCCAAUCAGCUAUCUGAAGACCGCUCAACUGAGAGGUACACUCUUUGAAGACAACUGUGACAAUGGAGCCAUCUUGUCGGUGUUCACUGAGUUUUAUGUCAAUCACGCAGAGCCUUUGACGGUGCUGUCGCAGUACAAGAAGAGAGGUCAGUGGUACUUGGGUGAGCUGCUCGAUGGACAUGAGUUUCUUGCUAUUUUUCCUAUUGCACCUGUGAGCCUGGUUGAUGCCGAGAGCCCCGUACCCUCUGUAUGUGAUUUGAAAUAG
Molecule: messenger RNA, 882 nt
Organism: Suillus clintonianus
Lineage: Eukaryota; Fungi; Basidiomycota; Agaricomycetes; Boletales; Suillaceae
Exons: 4
Coding region: 1-882 (293 amino acids)
Source: RefSeq, a predicted model, not a curated record